Molecule: messenger RNA, 267 nt
Organism: Brugia malayi
Lineage: Eukaryota; Metazoa; Nematoda; Chromadorea; Rhabditida; Onchocercidae
Exons: 3
Coding region: 1-267 (88 amino acids)
Source: RefSeq, a predicted model, not a curated record
AUGAUUCUAAUAAUUCUAAAUGACGUGCUACGAAAUCUAAUGAAAGAGAAGAGGGCAAAUUCAUCAGAUCUGCAUCUCGAAACUGUCGUGAUGCACAGUGCCUCCAAGAUAAUAAAUAGAAAUCACGACAGGAAACAAAUUUGGAGAGCAAUGAAAGUGUCAGUCUUUCAAAUGAUCUAUGAAGGUUGCCGCUUGGCAUUACUUUUAGCAGUCGAAAGAGCAAAAGGAAUGAGCAAAAGAGAACUACAAAUUUUCGUCAUCCUUUAA